Symbiodinium natans is the source of this 1137-nucleotide messenger RNA. NCBI's taxonomy places the organism in Eukaryota, Dinophyceae, Suessiales, Symbiodiniaceae. The record is from the annotation of a GenBank genome assembly.
AUGCUACGAAGCCUCUUUGCCAGAAGCAGGCCGGUUUUUCGGCCAUUCUGUUGGACACAGCAGCGAUGUAGCUCCAGUGGCUGGCAAGUGAGCUCCUGCGGGCGUGUUCGAUUUCCCACGGGCAAGGUCAGCUAUGGACACUUAAGUUGCUCUGGCUACCGUUAUGUCCAGAUCGACAAGCAGGGACACUCUGUGCAUCGACUAGUGGCUGCCGCAUUUCUUGGCCCUCCUCCGGAUCCCACCUGCUGGCAGGUUAAUCACAACGAUUGUGAGCCUGGAAAUAACCACGUUUCGAAUCUGCAGUACGCAACCAAUUCCGCGAAUCAGAAGCAUUCCUAUGCCACCAACUCGGGUCGACAGUCAAGCGCUGCCAAGCUGGCGAAAGCGGUCUUGUGGCGGCCUGUUGGCGAAGAAUCUUGGACGUUCUGCCCAUCGCAGAGGGAAGCCGCACGCUUGCUUGGCGUCUGGCCAUCUGCGGUCCGGAUGUGUUGUUCUGGUUUGAUCAAUAAGUCGAAUGGAAAUGGCGUCUGGUACGAGUUCAAAGUAGCUCCGACAGUAGCACCAGGACGACCCUCAGAUGAGGUCUGGCGGCCUGCUCGAUAUCCAGGAUGGUCUGGUGUCAUUCCAAAUCUAUUGGUCAGUAAUAAAGGCCGCGUAUCCCAAACGAAAUCGGAGGCUUUCCAUUCUGGCACCCGCUCGAGAAGUGGUUAUUAUGUCGUCACCAGGGUGGGCAGGAAGUUGUAUGUGCAGCGCCUGGUUGCAGCCACCUUCCUUGGUCAGCCGCAGUCUCCAGAUCACCAGGUCAAUCACAAAGACUCGAAUCGCGGAAACAACCACAUUCAAAUCUGGAGUAUGUCACGCCGGCUGAGAACAUGCGGCACGCGUAUGCGCAGCGUGUGGGACAGGAUCCGAAGCCAAGAACCCCCAAGCCGGUGCUGGCCCGUCUCCGGGGAGGCGACGGAUCCUGGCUGGAGUUUGAGUCGAUCAAGGCAGCGGCUGCCCACACAGGGAUCAAUCGGGCCAAGCUCUCCCGCAUCUGCCACAGGCUUGACACCGCCAUUUCUUGGGAGUUCCGGUUCGCGCCCGAGGUGCUGCUGCCGGGCGAAGAGUGGCGCCCGGUGGUGCUGCAGGGCGUGA